UCAAAUUCAAUUCAUUAGUUAAGCUAAAGCCAUGCUUCUGAUAUCGUUACUCAUCUUCAUGGCAAUGCCGAGGAGCAGUGAAGGCAUUAAUGGCGAAUCGGGUCAGUGGAUCCAUGCCUAUGCCACUUACUAUGGAGCUAACCAAGAUCCUACUUCGCUUGUCGGAGCUUGUGGGUACGACGACACAUUGCGUGCCGGCUUUGGACUGAACACGGCGGCCCUAAGCGGGGCCCUUUUCCAGAUGGGGCAGGCCUGCGGCGCGUGCUACGAGAUCACGUGUCAUGCCGCCGCCGAUCCGCUGUGGUGCUUACACGGAGCCACCGUCACUGUCACCGCCACCAACUUCUGCCCGCCGAACAACGGCGGCGGCGACGGGUGGUGCAACCCGCCGCGCCGACACUUCGACAUGUCUCUGCCGUCCUUCGCGCGCAUCGCCCGACUUGGAAAUGAGGGCAUCGUCCCCAUCCUCUAUAGAAGGGUGGGUUGCAAGAGGUCAGGAGGAGUGCGGUUCACGCUACGGGGGCAGGGCAACUUCAACCUGGUGCUCUUCUCCAACGUCGGCGGCAGCGGCGACGUCAGAGCGGCAUGGAUCAAGGGCUCGACGACGACGACGACGACAUGGAGCCCAAUGCAGAGGAACUGGGGCGCCAACUGGCAGACCGCCGCCGACUACCGGAGACAGACCCUCUCCUUCCGACUCCUGCUCGGUGACGGCCGCACGCUCGAGUUCGCCGGGGUCGUCCCUGCUACCUGGGCCCCCGGACAGUCCUUCGUCGCCAAGGCGCAGUUCUCUUAAUUGAGUAAUUACAAAGUUUUUCUUAUUUCUUUAUCAAUAUUAACUAAUUAAUUGCUCAUCUGCGAGAGCAUUAUUAUCCAAUGAUAAAUAAAAUUAUGAUCAGAACAACUGUAAUCUCUUUAUUAACAAUUGGAAAUUGGAGGUAUUUGAGGAAAUAAACAU
This is a messenger RNA of Zingiber officinale, 958 nucleotides long. Its product is annotated as expansin-A12-like. Lineage: Eukaryota; Viridiplantae; Streptophyta; Magnoliopsida; Zingiberales; Zingiberaceae. The record is from RefSeq and is a predicted model, not a curated record. The coding region runs from base 32 to 796 and encodes 254 amino acids. The transcript has 3 exons. Gene Ontology annotation, cellular component: extracellular region. Gene Ontology annotation, biological process: plant-type cell wall organization.